AUGACUUCUCCUAAUUCCAACUUGGCAACUGCCCUUCUACUUUUACUCAGCUUUCAACUACUUUCCACCAUCUCUGAAGGUAUUGUGCCUUCUGGAGACACCUUCAGUUAUGUAAACGAAGGUGAUUUUGGAGAAUAUAUCGUCGAGUACGAUGCAGAUUAUCGUACUCUCCCCCCUUUUAGUAACCCAUUCCAGCUUUGUUUCUACAACACCACCCCUAACACAUUCACUCUCGCUCUACGUAUGGGUACUGUCCGAUCGGAGUCGCUCAUGCGUUGGGUUUGGGAAGCUAACCGGGGGAACCCAGUUGGUGAGAAAGCCACCCUCACCUUAGGUACAGAUGGAAACCUUGUCCUGGCGGAUUCCGAUGGCCGGAUUGCCUGGCAAACUAAUACCGCCAACAAGGGUGUGGUCGGUUUUCAGGUGCUCCCCACCGGUAACAUGGUACUUCAUGAUGGUACUGGCACUUUCAUAUGGCAAGCUUCGAUUCCCCAACUGAUACUCUCUUGGUGGGUCAAUCACUCCGAGCUGGUGGUGCUAGUAAGCUGGUGA
Molecule: messenger RNA, 552 nt
Organism: Lactuca saligna
Lineage: Eukaryota; Viridiplantae; Streptophyta; Magnoliopsida; Asterales; Asteraceae
Source: the annotation of a GenBank genome assembly